Symbiodinium sp. CCMP2592 is the source of this 3915-nucleotide messenger RNA. NCBI's taxonomy places the organism in Eukaryota, Dinophyceae, Suessiales, Symbiodiniaceae. The record is from the annotation of a GenBank genome assembly.
AUGGCAAUCACUGUCAACGUGGUGCUGCUCAGUGGGCGAGCAGUGCCCAUCGCAGCUGUACCGGACAGCCCUGUCUUUGUGGUGCAGAGCCAGGCGCAGAAGGCCUUCGAGCUUCAAAUCGAAAGGCUGUUGGCUGGAGACAGGGUCCUGACACCAGGGCGCACGCUGAAGGAGGAGCAGGUUGCAGACGGGACCGUGCUCACCGCCAUCAUCCGACCAGACAGGCUUUUCUCCUGCAGAUGGUCCUCUGCCUUCACCCUCGUGCGCAGCGAUGGGUCGGUGGUGACCUGGGGAGACCCAGACAGGGGUGGAGAUUCGUCCCGCGUUCAGGCACGACUACAAGACAUUGACACUGUCCUUGGUGCGGAAUACGCCCAAGCUGCACUCCUUUUGGAUGGAACUGUGGUGAUGUGGGGCCAUUCCGGCUGGCAUGGCGAGCACGAAAGCUUGCAGCAGGUCCGAAAACUGGAGGUGUUUCCACAUGGUCUUGCUGCAAUCAAGUUUGACUCCAGUGUGAUCCUAUUGGGUCGCACACGCAGUAUGGCCGCCCCACCACCGCUCAACAACGUUCGACAGAUUGCUGCGUGCCAGGGCUCCAUGUCCGGUGCAUAUGCUGCUGUUCUCAACGAUGGACGCGUCCGAACUUGGGGUUGCCCUAAGCUGGGUGGCAGCAGCUCUGAGGUUGAAUCUGAGCUCCAUUCUAUUCGAGACGUCAAAGCCUGCAACAGCACAUUUGCAGGUGCCUUCGCGGCUAUCCGCGAGGAUGGUAGGGUAGUUACUUGGGGCUCGAGAACCUAUGGAGGUGACAGCACUGCCGUUCGGGAUCAACUUUACGAUGUGACAGAUGUUGUUUCAACAUGCUUUGCAUUCGCAGCUGUAAAGACAGACGGCACCGUCGUCUGCUGGGGUGCCCCGGAAUUUGGAGGAGAUUGUGUAAGAGUACAGGAGGAGCUGCAUGGCGUGAAGUAUGUGUGCGCAACCUGUGGAGCAUUUGCUGCGCUCUGCAAAAAUGGAACUGUAUCAACGUGGGGCUGCCAGCGGUUUGGGGCAGACUGCUCUGGUGUGAAGACAAAGCUUUCUGAAGUGCGGGACGUUGUCGCUUCAGGGGCCGCUUUCGCUGCCCUUCGGUUUGACGGAACUGUGGUGACCUGGGGCCAUGUGCCUGCUGGUGGCGACAGCAGUUCAGCUCAAGCACAAUUGACCAACGUCCGGCAAAUCGUCGCCUCGGCUUAUGCCUUCGCUGCUUUGCGAAGCGAUGGCGAGGUCGUGACUUGGGGCCAAAAAGACUGGGGAGGCGCCCUGGCCUUCGACUGGGAAGAAUGGAUUGCUGAUCCGCGCAGGGUUACAUGGACCUUGACAGGCCUAGCCAAGAAGCAGCGCCUGCUGACGGCUUUGCUCGUCCUGCAGUCUAUGCGACAUGACCUGCUGGAAGUGAACAUCUUCCAUGUUACAGCCGCGAUGAGUGCUGGAAGGGCUACCCGUCGUUGGGCCACCUCAUUGUUUUCUCUCCGGCACUGGUGCGACAGAGGUCUCACUGCAAACAUAGUUGCUCGAAAUGCUGCUGUUGCAGCAGCUGCCCUUGGCGACUGGCGCUUUGCCCAGGCAUUGGCAUCGGAGGCGUGCCAGCAAGGUUUGGUGGACCAUGUCACCCUGGGUUCUGCCAUGGCCGCUUUGAGCUGGAACAAGGCCCUGUCGCUGUUGGCGCAGAGCGCAGUUCUCUUGCGGAAGCCGCUGGAUCCAAUCUGUCUCCGAACAGCCAUGGCCUCUUGCGAGAAAUCGAGCGGCUGGGAACAGACCCUUGAUAUUUUUGGACACUUUCAUGGAAGGCCUGGUGAUAUUGGUGCUGCGAGCUUCAACCCGGCCAUCUCAGCAUGCGAGAAGGGUCUGCAGUGGCAGCUCUCUUUUCGCAUCUUGGGAAUGGCGGGGGAAUGUCGCUGGAAACCCAGCGAUGUGAGCUGGGCAGCCGUCGCCAGCGCCUGCGAGAAGGCCGGUCCCUGGCAGCGAGCGCUCCACAUCCUCGGCGGCUCGCAGCGAAGCGGCCUGUGGCUGUUCAGCUCAGCGAUGAGUGCAUGCAUGCACGCAGGAGUCGAGUCUUGGUGCCGGGCGCUGCAGCUUCUGCGCUGUUGUAUAAAUGCGGGGAUGCAGCCUUCAACAGUCUCGUACUCGGCGGUUUUAGAAGUUUGCCGGCGGACAGGCUCCUGGCAGAGGGUGUCGCAGCUACUGCACGCCAUGGGUACUCAGCGGCUGCCGAGUUCCAUCAUUGCUCUGAACACCGCUAUGCUGGCAUGCCUCCGCUCUGGGCUCUCUGAACAAGUCCUGCGCCUUUUUGGUGAUGUGAAGCGGCAGAGUCUGCAGCCAACAUCCCUGACUUGGAGUCACGUGGCAGAUGCCCUGUCACAUUCUCCGAACGGAACAGUGCCACUGCUCGUUCGCCUGCGCGACGACUUCAUGUCCGAUGCCAGAGCUCGGCUCCGCGAGUGGCGAAAGAGUCGGCUCUUCGAUGUGGCGAAGUUGAACGAACAGUUUGGUGGGCGCUACGGUUCCGAGCAUUUGCGAGCGCUGGCCAUGGAGAUGUGGACUGCCAGAGGAACACCUCAGCUUGCACGACGGCGAUGUGGCGUUGGUGCUGUAGCGCUGGGUGCAGCCUCCUGUGCCGUAGCCAUGGCCAGGAUGGGUCAGUUGCAUGAAGCGUACCUGUACCUCACAAUGACCGAGGUCCACGUGGCGGACUUGAUGUCCCGCGUGGCCUGCGCACAUAGCACGCUGCUGCAGACGCCGCAGCUUUGGGAGAUCUUGGGCUAUGUGGAGGAUGAAAUCCACGCUGCAUCCCCUUUCGGUUUCGGGCAUCCGUGCAGUCUGUCGUUUUGUCCCAAUGGCGGCAGUCCAAACCACGAGACAUGCCGGUGCGAGCAGCUUGCGCCUCCGUUCCUACCCCGCCUGUCGCACCGGAUUUGCAUCAUCUCCACAGAUCCCGGGGACGACAGGCCACUGGAGACGAACAUGGCCAAACUGGUCGCCAAGGACCCCAACGAACUUACUCAGUUCUGGAGCCUGACCUACCACCUGAACAGGUUCUACGCAAGAUUGCACGGCUACCGAUUUCGCAGGCCCGUCAUCAGCAAUGAGGCACUCUUCGAGAUGCUGCAUGAUGGACUCGAGCCACCGAGGCGCGUGCAGUGGUCCAUCGUGCGCCUCAUACAGCAAGAGUUAGAAGACAGGACUUGUGACUUUGUCGUGUGGAUGGACAGCGACGCAUACAUCGCCUCCUCGGAGCCACUGGAGACCGUUCUGUUGCAGAACGGUUUGCUGAACUCCUCUGACCCCAACAGCUCUCGUGGCGACGACGCUCCUGAGAGAUUGUUCUUCUUCGCCUCGGCACUGUCACGGGAGGCCGCAAAAGAGGGUGAGUUUGUCCCGCGUGUCAACGUCAACAUCUCCGACCAUUUCAUGGUGGUUCGGAAUACGCCUAUCGCACGGCAGAUGAUGGAAGAAUGGUUCCAGCUGCCAACGAGACAGUCUCGUGGCCUGGAGCGAUUCCGCCAUGAGCUCUUCUUGGAGCAGACGGUCAUGAACGAGUACUUCAUGGCGUUUCCUUCCUUGAUUGCCACGCCACCACCACUGAAGCACUUCGAAGGCUACGCAGGAUAUUUUGCAAGACAUACCGGCGGCAUCAAGGACCAGGCAUUGGCCGUCUCCUUGCGGAAUGCGUUGCUGGACCGGGUCACAGCUCCAAUCAAGCAUCCGAUGUCACCUUGGGCCGCCACUCUGCGAUCGGAUUCGAUUGCCCAAAUCUUGCUCCGAUUGGCUCAAAGUGAAGACCAGGAAAUAGCGGUGAAAAGAUCAGGAAACGGGGACAAUGUAUACUGCAUACCUAUGCAAGAGCUAGCUCAUGCCUGCUUGGGAUGCAUGGAAACC